AUGACAGCGGGUUGGGAAGGGUUCGGAGCUGUGUGACGUUGACUGGGGUCCGGGUGGCGGCGGGGGCGGGGGCGCGCGCGGACCGAGGGGGGGUAACGGCGGGAGCUCGCGCCGCUCCAGGGUCCGGGCCCGCGCGGUGAGCGGCGGCCGAGCCGAGCCAGGCCGAGCCGAGCCGGCGCGAUGAGCGGCCUGCAGCGGCAGCACUUCGCUGCCAACAACGGCGAUUUCACCUUCGUCUCUUCGGCCGACGGCGAAGAACUGAGUGGUUCAAUGGACUCCCCAGAUGUUAAAGUUAAUGUGGAUAAUGACUAUACGAAAGAUUCCUCAGCAACUGCAUUUCUCAGGAAAAGGGGAUAUGGAUGGCUUCUGGAAGUGGAGGAAGAAGAUUCUGAGGACACAAAACCACUCCUGGAGGAAUUGGACAUUGAUCUGAAGGAUAUUUACUAUAAAAUCCGAUGCGUGUUGAUGCCAAUGCCUUCGCUGGGAUUUAAUAGGCAGGUCGUGAGAGAUAAUCCUGACUUCUGGGGCCCACUAGCUGUGGUUCUUUUCUUUUCGAUGAUUUCACUAUAUGGACAAUUCCGAGUUGUUUCGUGGAUUAUAACAAUCUGGAUAUUUGGAUCAUUAACCAUCUUCUUACUGGCUCGGGUUCUUGGUGGUGAGGUUGCAUAUGGUCAGGUUCUUGGAGUUAUUGGAUAUUCGCUACUCCCGUUGAUUGCAAUUGUUCCGGUCCUUUUGGUUGUUCGAUCCUUUGAGGUUUUAUCUACAGUUAUAAAGCUGUUUGGUGUAUUCUGGGCUGCUUACAGUGCUGCCUCCUUGCUGGUUGGAGAAGAAUUUAAAACAAAGAAACCUCUUCUUAUAUAUCCAAUAUUUCUUCUGUAUAUCUAUUUUUUGUCCUUGUACACCGGUGUCUGAAAUUCAAAGGAGCUGAGUGUUCGAUAAGGACUGUUACGAGGAAAUUGUUGAGAAAAAGUGCUAUUGACUCUACGUGAUGAAGAAAACUAAUUUCUUCCUCUUCAAGUGGUUAUUUUGGGGUCUAAAAGCAUAGUUCUAAGGUUUAAACACUUUCUAGUGUUUAGCGGCUACGUACAUUUGUAUUUAAUUCAUAUUUUAAAGCUGUUUUGGUUGUGUGGAAAUGACUUCUAAAGGUGAAGGCUGUGACCAAUUUUACUUAGAAUGGAGUAUGGACAGUGCUGAGUGCCUGUGCCAAAGCAUCAAGAAUGAUAUAACCAAGAAAAAGCAUUUCUGUCAAAUUCUGAAACAUCCUGAAGAGAGAAUAUUCAAAGUUAAGGCAUUGUUAUUUUGAAAUCAUUGUACUUUUUAAAAUGUGCAGUUUUGAGAUUAUAAUAAGUGAAAUUGAUUCUGUAGAUACCUUUUAUCUAGGGCAAUGCAAUCCUGCAAACAGGUGUAUUCCAAGCAUUUUAAAAGUUCAAUUUGUGUAGAUGAGUUCAAACUCCAUUUAAGUUGGGUGCCUUUGCUUGGAUAGCUGCUCUCUGGCUGUUGUAUGCAGGAAAAAUAGUAACAUAAGCAUUUGUAAAAUAAACUGCAAAUAAGGUGUUUGUGAUUGA
This is a messenger RNA of Pristis pectinata (smalltooth sawfish), 1565 nucleotides long. It is a transcript of the gene yipf4, whose product is annotated as Yip1 domain family, member 4. The record is from RefSeq and is a predicted model, not a curated record. The coding region runs from base 181 to 912 and encodes 243 amino acids. The transcript is spliced from 6 exons. Lineage: Eukaryota; Metazoa; Chordata; Chondrichthyes; Rhinopristiformes; Pristidae. Gene Ontology annotation, biological process: endoplasmic reticulum to Golgi vesicle-mediated transport; vesicle fusion with Golgi apparatus. Gene Ontology annotation, cellular component: membrane; trans-Golgi network.